GUUCAUUUUAAUUGGACAAAAAUGGCUCUUUUCAAUCUAGAGGCUGCAGACUUCUGAACUCGAGCAAAAAAACACAUUUAUUCCCCUGUGAAAACACUUUUAAACCACUUUUUCCUGCCGAGUGCUAAAGGGAAAUCAGAAGGAAAGGGCAGCACAAACUGGUGGUACAAAAGCAGAACGUCCUUGUGAAUCUGCGCAGACUUGCUGCUCCAACCAGGAGGCCAACGCUAUAGUUUGUGGUGUUUGUGGUUUCCUGGGGAGUGGUGCAUGUAUGAGGUCAUGUGUGUGCGUCUGUGUACGUUUGUGUGUUUGUGUGUGUGUGCUUUAAUUUGUGAGGAUCGUUCCUGACAUAAACAACACCAUUAAAGUCCUCAUGGAGAACAAAGUUAUUGGUCCCAUUAACCUCGUUUUCCGAGGAACUGGUUGAGUUUACGGCUUAGAUUUGAAUUGCGGUUAUGGUUAAGGUUAGGGACUGACUUGGUAUGGUUACGGUUAUGGAUGAACUAAUUUAAAUAUCUAACUUUGUUUAAACUGUCCAAAUAAAUGGUAGUCAAUGCGAGUUCUUAAAAGGAUAGCUGCACAAACCUGUGUGUGUGUGUGUGUCCGAGCAAUGUGGUGAAUACAUGGAGGAAUGCCUGGUAUGACUAAUGUGGUGAGAUCUGGAACGCUGACAGAACCUUCUCACACACACAGAAUUCCUCAUGGUCAGCCAGCAUGAACUUCAUGUGGGAAAUAACUGAGCGAACGCACUUCAUUCCAUCUCUUCCUUGACAUUUCCGUGUGCUGGUGUGAAUCUCCUUCGGUGUGGCGAUGGCCGACAGCUCGCAGUGUUUCUACUGUCGGGAGGACCUCGGCGGUAAGCGCUAUGUCCGCAGUGAGGGCAGAACCGUGUGUGUCCGCUGCCACACCAAGUUCUGUGCACACUCAUGCGCCGAGUGCCAUCGACCCAUCUCCGUGGAAACCAAGGAGCUCAGCCACAAGGGCCGCUACUGGCAUGAGGAGUGUUUCCGUUGUGCCAAGUGUUACAAACCUCUGGCCAAGGAGCCGUUCAGCACCAAGGACGACCGCAUCAUGUGUGGAAAGUGCUGCUCCAGAGAAGACGCUCCGCGCUGCCACUGCUGCUACAAACCCAUACUGGCAGGAACAGAGAGUGUGGAGUACAAAGGCAACUCCUGGCACGACGAAUGUUUCACCUGUUUCAACUGUAAACGGCCAAUCGGCUCGCAGAGUUUCCUCUCCAAAGGAAGUGACCUUUACUGCAGCCCCUGCUAUGACAAGAAGUUUGCUAAACACUGUGUUGGCUGCAAAAAGACUAUCACCUCUGGAGGAGUGAACUACCAGGACCAGCCGUGGCACAGCCACUGUUUUGUGUGCAGCGCCUGCUCAAAGUCUCUGGCAGGGUUGAGUUUCACCAACCACCAGGACCAGGUCUUCUGUGUCGACUGUUACAAGAGCUCUGUGGCGAAGAAGUGCACCGGCUGCCAUAACCCCAUCACUGGUUUUGGUAAAGGAGUGAACGUGGUGAACUACGAGGGCGGCUCCUGGCACGAGUACUGCUUCAACUGUAAGCGAUGCUCCCUCAGUUUGUCCAAAAAGCCCUUUGUCACUAAGGGAAGAGACGUCCUCUGCACCGACUGUGGCAACAAGUAGAAGAUGUGGAGAUGGAUGUGGAGAGCAACUGCAGUGGAUGCAGUUUUAUUUUUAUUUUUGUCAUUGCUUUGCUUAAGGUUGACGUUACAGGUUGUUUUAAGAAAUCAUAUCUCACAUGUUGCUGUCAGACAAUACUGUACAUAACUGAAUAUGUAUUAUUUUUUUUCACCUUCUUUUAGCACAAAUUACUGCUCCUGUUAAAUAAUGUGUUGUUUAAAAUGUGAUAUUUUCCUAUGACCAAAACAAGUUUUAAUCUCUACAUGUACUUUCAGAUUAUCAAUAGAGUUGAUACGGUUGUGUGUAUGUUUUUUUUUUGUUUGUUUGUUU
Solea senegalensis (Senegalese sole) is the source of this 1977-nucleotide messenger RNA. Its product is annotated as four and a half LIM domains protein 1-like. The record is from RefSeq and is a predicted model, not a curated record. The coding region runs from base 811 to 1650 and encodes 279 amino acids. The transcript is spliced from 6 exons. NCBI's taxonomy places the organism in Eukaryota, Metazoa, Chordata, Actinopteri, Pleuronectiformes, Soleidae. Gene Ontology annotation, molecular function: transmembrane transporter binding. Gene Ontology annotation, biological process: muscle organ development.